Messenger RNA from Bactrocera oleae (olive fruit fly), 1697 nucleotides. RefSeq names its product dopaminechrome tautomerase. The record is from RefSeq and is a predicted model, not a curated record. Lineage: Eukaryota; Metazoa; Arthropoda; Insecta; Diptera; Tephritidae. Gene Ontology annotation, cellular component: extracellular region.
UUUAGCUAAAUUUUAAAUUGCCAAAAGACAAUCCGCAAGCGCGCGCUUAAAGUUUUGGAAACGUUGAAAGUUAUUCUGUUCAUAGCCUUACCACUGAAUUCACAUUUUUCAAGCUUUUUUGAGCCAAAAAUUGCCCCUGCAUUAUGUUGGGAAAGUUCUUUGUUGUACUGUUAUUGGCUCUAACGCCGCACGCCAUACUCAAUGUUGAACUACGCGAGGUGGAGCCUGUCUAUGAAUGGAAACAAAUGGUCUUUGGCUUCCCUACGGAGGCAGAUCGUCAAGAAGCAAUAGCCAACGGCAAUUUAGUGCCAGAAAACGCAACACCCAUCGAUGUGGCAACCCAUCAGCACCCGGAAAAAGGUUCACGCAUCUUUACAACAACACCCAGAUUCAAAACAGGCAUUCCGUACACCUUGGCGGUGGUGACUGACCAAAAUGAGGCAAAUGGGCCAGUACUGCAGCCAUAUCCCGAUUACAGUUGGCAUAACUCAAAUGGUAGUGAUUGUGACAGAAUUACUUCUGUUUACCGUGUGGCCAUCACGGAGUGCGAUCAAAUGUUCAUACUCGAUACGGGCGUUGUAGCCGAAGUUCAACAUUGUCCGCCGCAGCUACUUGUUUUAGAUUUGAAUACCGAUACCUUGUCCCAUCGUUAUAUUUUCGAUCCAAGCACGUACACAGAGGUCGCUUCACGCUUCAUCACGCCAAUAGUAAUUGUGAAUGAUCCUCCGCCAACAGGUAGCUGUAGCAAAAUACAAGUAUACAUUGCUGAUGUCCUGUUUCAUGGUCUGGUUGUUUAUGACUCGGAAUUGAAUACUGCUUGGCGUGUCGAGAAUAGAUUCAUGUAUCCCGAUCCCGAUCAUGGCUUAUUAUCAAUUGCCGAUGAGAAAUUCAUUCUAAUGGAUGGCAUUUUUGGUUUGGCCAGCGAUCGAGAACAGCUCUAUUUCCAUCCACUGGCCAGUGUCAGCGAGUAUGCAGUGCCUUUGAACGUCAUAAACAACCGUACCAUUUUUGAGGAGAAUAAGGAAGCCGUGCCCCAUGCUUUCCGUCGGGUGGGAAAACGUAGCAGUUCAUGUGCCGCUCAGGCAAUGGACAGUCACAACAAUCUCUACUAUGUCACAUUCGAUCCAAUCAUGUUGACUCGUUGGAGUCCGAAUAAGCCGUACAAUGUUAAAUAUGAGAUGGAAUUACCAGCAGAUCCAAAACUGCUGGAGUUUGUAAGCGGCAUGAAGGUGCACAAAAACAAUGCCGGCAAAGAGGAGUUAUGGAUGAUGUCGAAUCGUUAUCAGAAAGUCGCAAAUGGCAAUUUGGAUUUUAGUGAAAUUAACUUCCGCAUUUUGCGUCGAGCACUUGAUGAUAUACAGAACGCGUCCAUACCAGAUGAAGAUCAGAGUCAAUAACUGAUCUUCACGUGAUUUUGAAAACCCUUAGUCAAUUAUGGCAUUACGAAAACCUUUUAUUAAAAGUUACUGCACAACAUACGUAUAAAAUAUUAUUAUCUAUAAUAAUAUAUUACAUAUUAUAGAUGCACCUUAUAACAGUGAUUGCCAAGCCAGCAGAAAGCACGAAAUACAUUUUGUAAGCUUAUGGUUGAAUUUUCGAAUUCUAGCACACAUAGUUGGAGUGCUAACUAUAUUUUAUUAUUGAAUAACAAUAAAAGUUAUUAUACGCACAUAUACAAUACUAUAUAAGUUGAGAAG